This is a messenger RNA of Ostrea edulis (European flat oyster), 3852 nucleotides long. Its product is annotated as E3 ubiquitin-protein ligase MGRN1-like. Lineage: Eukaryota; Metazoa; Mollusca; Bivalvia; Ostreida; Ostreidae. Bases 275 to 1996 code for a protein of 573 amino acids. Gene Ontology annotation, biological process: protein ubiquitination. Gene Ontology annotation, cellular component: cytoplasm. Gene Ontology annotation, molecular function: ubiquitin protein ligase activity. The transcript is spliced from 16 exons. The record is from RefSeq and is a predicted model, not a curated record.
GCUAAAAUUACUAAGUACUCGAUUGGUUUACAUAAAGAUACAUACAUCGUAGAUACUCGGUUAUUUCCGUCAUCGAUGAUAGGAAAGGACGAACUUUUCCGAGUGCGUCAUUACUUCCGCCAUCUUUGACAUUGGUAAACAACGAUCAAGAUAGAAGAUGGGGGGUAUAACUAGUCGAGAUGCUGGGGAAGAAGAAGUCGAUACAGCAUCAACGAAUGCGUAUCGAUACCCACCUAAAAAUGAUUGUACCAAAUAAUUACGGAAAUAUAUCAGGAUGAUCAAUCCCACAGCUGCAUUGCAAGGCUUAGUCAGAUCACUGUCAAUGCAAUUGAUCAACCCAUAUACAGACAUUACCUCAGAUGGUAACUACUUUGGGAGUUGCUUCUACAUGGGAGGGGAGAGAUUUGAGAUGAGCCAGCCUGAAGCGUAUUUAUUUGGAGAGAACUCCGACCUGAACUUCCUGGGAAACAAACCAAUCCCAUUUCCAUAUCAAGGGUCCACAUCUGGAAGCGAGCCAACAAAGCCAUUAAAAAGCCUCGUCAACAUUCGUAAGGACUCCCUUAAAUUUGUGAAAGUAGACGACAAUGAUGAGGGUUCGGAGGGAGAGAAAUCGGACUCCAUGAACACUCGUUACAAUAUCGAGUUCACGUUCGAUUCAGACUCCAAAUGUGCAAUCACCAUCUACUAUUUUGCUACAGAGGAUGUCAGUAAUGGACAAAUAACGUUUCAGACCAGGGAAUCCUCUCUGAAUUCAGAAGUGUUUCAUUACAAAAGAGGUGCUAAUCAACUGUUCUCACAAACAACUCACAUCCUGGAUCCCAGUAAAUUCACCGAUGAGGAGUGGCAGUAUGACCCUAUCAAGGACACUAUCCCUGUGGUCAUCAGCUGUGUAGUGGAAGAUGAGGAUCAUCCGUGUCACUGUCACAUGACCUAUGCAGUGGUGGAGAAGAGCUCUGUGGAUGGUAGUUACAUGAUCAAAGCAUUAAAACAGAAACAAUUUGUGGAUGGACUUCUCUACUUGUUACAGGAAAUUUAUGGCAUCGAGAACAAACAGAUAGACAGGUCUAAGCUGGAAGAUCCGGAUGAUGAGGUGGAAGAUAGUGGAGCAGAGUGUGUCAUCUGUAUGUCAGACAUGCGUGACACGCUUAUCCUCCCGUGUCGACAUCUGUGUCUGUGUAGUAACUGUGCUGAAUCCCUGCGAUACCAGGCCUCUAGCUGUCCCAUCUGUCGGUCACCAUUCAGGGCAUUGCUACAGAUCCGGGCCAUGAGGAAGAAGCAACCACUGUCGGUACAAACAGGUGAGACGGGAGAGGAAAACCCAGUCAGUCAAGAGGGGGUCCCCACAGGGUACGAAGCAGUGUCCCUGAUAGAGGCAGUCAAUGGACCGUGUAACCAACUCUUCACUGUCGAUGGAGUAGGUUUGCAGCUUCCGUUGCGGACAGUAGCCCCAGGGGACACCGACAGCAGCUACAGAGAAAAGAAGCGACUCUCCAAGAGGCACGUCAUCAGUGUGAAACCAGAGGACCCUGUAGUAAAUCCUAGCGUCCGACCUGAUGAUAAAAAAGUCCUGGAUGAGGAGGAAGAGGAAAGAAAGAAAGAUGUACCAGUGGAGGUUGUCAAGAUGGAGAGAAAGUCCUCUAAAAAGGAGGCCAUCAAAUCACAAUACACAGAGGACAAAGAUAUGUCUGAUGAAUUAAAUGCUUCUAAAAUCGUGACUGUGUCGGAAGAUUACAACACUGAUAGCUUAGACAGCAAGGGGAUGCGACCUGCCACUCUGAGGGUGUAUGAAUCUGAGGCAGACAGUGACUACGAUCUGAAGCCGAUUGCAUUAAAUCAGGGCCAGACAUCAACAGAGAAUUUGGCAGAUGAUGAAAGAGAGGACAGCUCAGAAACCGAGCCGGAACCUGAACCAGACUAUGAUGAUGAUGUAUCAACAGUUUAUCACAAAGUUGGAUUUAGAGGAAUCAAGAAUCCAAUGUUUCUGAACAGGCAGUGAAAUCUGAAUCGACACCAAAUGUUUCACAUGACCCAGGCUUAACAAAUUAUGAAGAACAAGGAGUGACUUACGUAAAGGGACUGAGUCUUAGUAUGAAUGACAUGAACAGAGACAAUUCUGGCUAUCAUCCACUGUGUCUGCAAAGCGAUGCGUCAUUACCAGAGCACUCCACAAGCGGAACAGAAGCCUCAAGCUUUGGAAGCACAUACAGUUCAGGGAAGCUUCUGCUAGACAACGCAGAAAGCACAGACUGAGAGAUUGGGGGGAGGGUUUAUGUAGUGUCUAUUCAAAGCUUUAAUGGCAGAAAAGACUAGUUAUAUAAUAUCAUACUUCACUGUCUAAACAAAUUUCUGUUUAAUCUACCUUGUGAAAGUGAAAGCUGGUUUCUUCACUCCAGGUCUGAUCAUGAUGUUGUAUGUACAGUACCAUUGGAAUAUUUCGCUGUAAAAUAUCAUUUUUCAAUCACUCUAAUUAUUAUCAAGAGCAUAUAUAUGAUAUUUAUUCAUUUAUUUGAAUUAAUAAUGUCUUAUCAUUGUGAUGUGGGAAAGUAUAUUUAUUUUUAGUUACUAGUGUUUGUCAAUGGUAUUGUGGUCAGAGAAGUUCCAACUGACUAUAAAGCUAUUGUCCAUGAAUGGAUGACUCAGAGGGUCAUCAUUUCUGAUCCACACAUGGUACAUAUUUCAAGGAGUGAAUCUGAUGUUUUAUAAAAAGAUACAACUAAUGUACAAGACUGUGAUAUUGUAGAAAAUUUCUGCUGUGAUGAAAACUUUUCUAUCACCCCCCCCCCCCCCCCCCCCCCCCCCUCCACUCUCUCACCCUCCCUGAAAAAAGAAGAAUUUUGAAGCAAGAAAUGAUGUGUGUAUGGUUUCCAAAUGAGAAUUAGAUAAAUCGUCAAAAUCUGGAAUGAAUUAGUUAGACUAUCUCUGAAUUAAAUGAGUGGUAUAAAGAUAUUCUGAUAAGCAUAAUUUCAUUUCACACAUUUAGAAAGUAAUACAUGUACAUGUGUGUUGCUCUUUGUGAACUGUUUGGAAAAUUCAUGCCUGUGACUCAAAUUUGAACAUUUAAGUCCUGUCUGAUCUAGACAUGUAAGUACAUUUUAUGAGAGAUGCAAACAUGCAUUUGAUAGAUUUAAAUAGACAAAUGUCUAUAUAUUUAAGCAAUGAAUGUUAAAAUUUUGAUGUCUAUGUUGACAAUUGUAUGCAAACAAAUGUACACUUGUUCAUAUUAUCAGUGUGACAGAUGUCAAAAAUUCAAAAACAUUUGGUACUUAGGCGUAUAUAUACAUUGUGUUUAGAUAUCCCAUUUCUUAAAUAAUUCUCUGUGCUUUUCACUCACCAGAACAGCCAUGGAUGAUUAACCAUAGAUGCUUUCUGCAACAUAAUUGGUCGAACUGGAAUUGUGACAUCGUUGUUGUUUUAUAGUGUUGCACUGUGAUGUCACUGCAAAUGUUGUCGAUUGAAUCACAACACAUUUAUCUGUUAUUUAUAGCAAAGUCAUGUUGGAUUGUAUAUAGUGAUUGUUUAAAUUGUGCAUUUGAAAACAGUGCUAGGAGGCGGACACAAACUUGUGUUUGAUUUCUGUUGAGGCUACCAUGUUUUUCUCUACCAUAAUCUCAAGUCUGUAUUCGGUGCUUCAGUGUGAUAAACACUCACUCAUUUUGCUUUUUAUUCCACAAGGUUUAAAGACUGUGAUCUUGCCAGUGGAUGUGUUAUCAAGUUCUGUAUUGAAUUAUGUGAUUUUGAGUAGAGAAGUUAGGGAUAAUUACUGUGUGUUGUAUAUGAUUGUACAAAAAUUUACAAUUCCCUCAACUUUGUUGUGCAAUGAAUAUGAAUUGUUAUAUAAAACUGAAAAUAUUU